AUGAUUCUGGCGAUUCUGAUGUGGCUGGUGACAGCUGGAGUGUUACUACUCUCCGUUCUGCUCGUCACCGGCUUCGGGCAUCUCGACGGAAUCCUCACCUUCAUCCGCGACCGGCUGCUCGGUGGAUCCUACUGGAAAAGAAAGGGCGUUCCAUGCCUCGAGUUCAGGCCAAUAAUCGGCUCACUGAUGGAAUCCACCGACCCACACAAUCCAUGGUAUCACAGACUGCCUGGCUAUACUGCGAAGUUCGGCCCGGUCUGGGGUUAUCAAGAGGGUUACCGCAAUAUACUCGUCGUCGCCACCCCCGCGCUGGCAAAGCAAGUCUUGGUCUCGGAGUACGCGCAGUACCAACAGAGACGGGGAAACCCCAUCUUCCAAACCAGACCAACGGACGACAGCGCCCAUCUCGUCGAGGCCUACGGGCAAAGGUGGAGGCGCUUGCGCAGGAUUGUCGCACAUCAGCUUUCACCCCUCAAUCUCUACCCCACCAUCACCGACUCGACCCACCAUUUUGUGAACCAUCUUCUUACCUUUGAUGGGCAGGAAAUCGAGAUGCUAAGGAACUACCAGGAGCUGACCAUCGACAUCAUUUCUCGGAUGGCGAUGGGCCAAAAGGGUUCCCAACUGUUCUCGAACCAAUACGUCGACGAGACGAAGGCCUUCCUCAACCGCGACCCUCGUAACCCGAUCUUCCUUAGUGCUGCCAUGUUUAGCGCUCUGCGGCCGUUGGCUCGCAAGUUUUUCUUGACGGCCGGCCGGCUGACUGAGCAGCCUCCCUUUAGGCAACUCAAGGUAAUCGAGGAAGCGAUCAGGCUGCGCAAGAUUGAGCGGGCGGGAAAAACCAACAGCGAAUCGAAGGAUUUCAUCGACGACUUUCUCAACGCCACCGGAAAUGAAACCAACUUGGAGCUGGAAGCGCUUGAUGGACUCGCGGGGCCGAGCGUGGGCUCGUCUAAGGGGAUGAACGAGGCUGAGGUGGCGGUGCAUUGCUUACUAUUUUUGAUCGCCGGGUUCGACAGUACUUCAAGCGGAAUGGCUUAUGCAUCCUACUAUCUGGCCAAAUACCCAAAGGUCCAAGAACUAUUGCAAGAGGAGCUGGACGCCGAGUUCCCCGACCCGAACGCCCCAAUGCCAUACGACAAAGUUCAGAACCUUCCAUUUUUGAAUGUCGUUGUGAAAGAGGUCAUGCGUCUCGAGCCAACCGGAACCGUGGCCGUUACCCGGAUUGCGCAGAAUGAUGGUGUGCUUGACAAUAUCAAACUGGCCAAGGGCGACUGCGUGCAGAUUGAUGUCCGCUCUUUGCAAAAAUCCACCGAGAUCUGGGGUCGGUAUCUGGGCGAGUUGGAGCUGAAAUACGCCCUUGCCAAGGUCUACCGCCAUUUCGAUAUCACUGCCGGCGAGAAAUUUGAGGCAAGCCUGCAGUAUUUCGGAUGGAUCACCGUUUCUCCGAAGAGUGUGACGCUCAAAGUACAGAAGCGGGCCGGCGUUGAACUUACCCCGAUCGACCCGACGGCUGCCCCUCAAAAUGCCCCAGCGGACCCUGAAGCUGCCCCGGUGGACCCUCAAGCCGCGUCA
Mesorhabditis spiculigera is the source of this 1575-nucleotide messenger RNA. The record is from the annotation of a GenBank genome assembly. NCBI's taxonomy places the organism in Eukaryota, Metazoa, Nematoda, Chromadorea, Rhabditida, Rhabditidae.